This is a messenger RNA of Gymnogyps californianus (California condor), 1753 nucleotides long. It is a transcript of the gene UBE2QL1, whose product is annotated as ubiquitin conjugating enzyme E2 Q family like 1. The transcript is spliced from 2 exons. The record is from RefSeq and is a predicted model, not a curated record. Bases 60 to 545 code for a protein of 161 amino acids. NCBI's taxonomy places the organism in Eukaryota, Metazoa, Chordata, Aves, Accipitriformes, Cathartidae.
GGCCGCUGGCGCCCGCGGGCCGGCAGCAGCACUGCACGCAGGUGCGGACCCGGCGGCUGAUGAAGGAGCUGCAGGACAUCGCGCGGCUCAGCGACCGCUUCAUCUCGGUGGAGCUGGUGGACGAGAGCCUCUUCGACUGGAACGUGAAGCUGCACCAGGUGGACAAGGACUCGGUGCUGUGGCAGGACAUGAAGGAGACCAACACGGAGUACAUCCUGCUCAACCUCACUUUCCCCGACAACUUCCCCUUCUCGCCGCCCUUCAUGAGGGUGCUCAGCCCCCGCCUGGAGAACGGCUACGUCCUCGACGGCGGGGCCAUCUGCAUGGAGCUGCUCACCCCCCGCGGCUGGUCCAGCGCCUACACCGUGGAGGCCGUCAUGAGGCAGUUUGCGGCCAGCUUGGUCAAGGGACAGGGCCGUAUCUGCAGAAAAGCUGGCAAAUCAAAAAAGUCGUUCAGUCGAAAGGAAGCUGAAGCAACAUUUAAGAGUUUGGUGAAGACCCAUGAAAAAUAUGGGUGGGUCACCCCGCCUGUCUCUGAUGGCUGAUGUUAGCAACCUGCACUUGACAAAAAUGCUGAACAAAAGUACUGUGACAUCUCCUCAGUGCUGUACACCGCCCAUCCUUUUCUACUUCAGCUUCAGUUACAUACCAUGAAUGUCAAGGAGACAUCUAAGUUAUUUAUGAACAGAUGUGUUUACAGAGGGAGAGAAAAAAAAAAAAUGCUGUGUAGGAUUAUAUUUCAAGACUGGAGAAUGGUCAUCAUUGAAGUCACUUGAGUCACUUGAGCGGAUGCUGAGAUUGCGUCAUGUGCCCCCAUACAGCCCACAUUGUCUUCAGCUUCUUUCCAUGACAGCAGCACCAAACAGCAGUACUGGAAAGUCUAUCCAUUACUGCUCAGUUCAUUUAAAUGUAAAUGAAACAGUUAAUAUUUAAUAGGGAAGCAGUGCAUUGCAGGUACAUGUUUGCUGUGCUGUUUAUCUUUGUCUCCUAGCAGGUCAACAUAACUUGAAGAUUUGUCUUUAUGUGGAACUGUGGUCUGCUGUGACUAAAUUUAGACCUCAUUUGUGCUCUAUAUAUGACCUUUAAUUCAUAAAUGAAACCAGAAUUAAAAUGCUGAAAGGUCCUAGUGUUGAAAAAUUAUUAAGUGGAAUCACCCAACCGGUUACAAUGUGCUAUCUAUGCUGAUAUUGUGAUGUGCUGUUCAGAAAUAAACCAGUGCAGUUAGCUGAAGGUUAGGUGGUUUUUUUAAACACAUCCACACCAGGGCUUGGAGUGGUUGGUUGGUGGUAGCAGAACCAUUAUUACCCUGCUGGUACCUUCUGCAGUAGCAUGUGGCCUGUCAGUUCUUCAAAAUGGCAAAACAAAUGAAUGGAAACGGACAAAGCAACCUUAAAAAUUAUCUGCUUAAUUUUAAAAUGAUAUGCCAGUAACAGAGUAAAAAUUUUCAAGUCAAAUGGAACAUGGUUUGUAAGAUGAUUUGCAUGACUGGAAUUUUCUUUUUUAUUUUCACUCAAUAGACAUUGUAUGUACUUAGAGCCCAGUAUCUGAGAAAACCCACUGAUGUAUAUAAAUGUCCUAUUAUUUAAUCAUUAAGAUUUAAGUUUUCUGGUAAACAAAUUGAAAAAAACUUUCUAAGAGACUCCAUAAAAGCUGAAGGUAAUGUUUAGAAUGGUAUAAGAAAAGCAUUAAAAAAUGUGGAUUCCGAAUGGAAAAUCAUAUUGGACACAUGCUGAAUAAAAUCACCAGUAUCGUU